Molecule: messenger RNA, 1842 nt
Organism: Humulus lupulus (European hop)
Lineage: Eukaryota; Viridiplantae; Streptophyta; Magnoliopsida; Rosales; Cannabaceae
Exons: 8
Coding region: 67-1449 (460 amino acids)
Biological process (GO): molybdate ion transport
Cellular component (GO): membrane
Molecular function (GO): molybdate ion transmembrane transporter activity
Source: RefSeq, a predicted model, not a curated record
GAGCUGAAUUUCAUCUCUCUCUCUCUCUUUCCCACUCUGAUAUUUUUUGGGGUUUGAGUUGCGAAAAUGGAGAUAUUUUACUACCUGGUUUUCGGGUUCUUUGGUUUGGUUGUGGCGGCAAUGGAGCUGAGCAGAAACAACAAAGAUCGAAUCAAUACAUCGCCGGCUUUCAAUUCAUUCAAGAACAAUUACCUUCUCGUAUACUCGCUCAUGAUGGCGGGGGACUGGUUGCAAGGUCCUUAUGUUUACUACCUUUACAGUACGUAUGGGUUUGGUAAAGGUGAGAUCGGACAGCUCUUUAUUGCUGGUUUUGGCUCCUCUAUGCUGUUCGGAACAGUUGUUGGUUCUCUAGCUGACAAACAGGGUCGUAAGAGGGCAUGCGUGACUUACUGUAUUACUUACAUACUGAGCUGUAUUACCAAGCAUUCUCCUCAGUACAGAGUUUUGAUGGUUGGCCGUGUUUUGGGAGGUAUUGCCACUUCUCUUCUGUUUUCAGCAUUCGAGUCAUGGCUUGUUGCAGAACACAACAAGAGAGGCUUUGAACAACAAUGGUUGUCAAUAACAUUCUCAAAGGCAAUAUUUCUUGGCAAUGGCCUUGUUGCUAUUAUAGCUGGUUUGUUCGGGAAUCUACUUGUUGACUCAUUUUCUCUUGGACCUGUUGCACCCUUUGAUGCUGCUUCAUGCUUUCUUGCUAUUGGUAUGGCGGUCAUAUUAUCUUCAUGGUCAGAGAACUAUGGGGAUCCUUCUGAGAACAAGGACUUGCUUACCCAAUUCAGGGGUGCUGCUGUGGCCAUUGCUUCCGAUGAAAAAAUUGCCUUGCUCGGGGCAAUUCAGUCUCUGUUUGAGGGCUCAAUGUACACAUUUGUGUUUCUCUGGACUCCUGCUCUAAGCCCAAAUGACGAGGACAUUCCUCACGGAUUUAUCUUUGCAACAUUCAUGUUGGCUUCAAUGUUGGGAAGCUCCCUUGCUUCUAGGUUGAUGGCUCGCCAAUCUAUCAGGGUUGAGAGCUAUAUGCAGAUUGUUUUCGCUGCUGCCUCAGCAUCACUUCUGCUUCCCAUUUUGACCACUUUCUUCGUAACUCCUUCCACGGAGCAAGGCAAGGGCAUCUCAUUUGGAGGAUGCAUUCAGCUUCUUGGCUUCUGUAUCUUCGAAGCUUGUUGUGGAAUUUUUUGGCCAUCCAUUAUGAAGAUGAGGUCCCAAUACAUUCCCGAGGAGGCUAGAAGCACCAUCAUGAACUUCUUCAGAAUCCCUCUCAAUAUCUUCGUCUGCAUUGUGCUAUACAACGUGAGUGCAUUCCCGAUCACUUUUAUGUUCGGUAUGUGCUCGGUUUUCCUCUUAGUGGCAUGCUUCUUGCAGAGGAGGCUCUUCAACAUCUCCGAAAAGCCAAAAACUGAAGACUGGGAAGCAAUGAAGGAAAGGGACACCGAAUCAGACCCGUUAAACAUCUAAUUGAGAGAUUAGUGGAGACAGACCGCCGGAUUUUUUUAAGUGGAUGGCGUAACCGCCGCCGCCAGCCAUCUAUCUAAUUCAAUUAAAAAAUAUAUACUGUGCUGCUGCAAUUGCAAUUCGUGUUAGCUGAAGGUGUAUUCAAUUUGAUAGUGAAGAAGACAAACAACUUGUAAGAAAAAUAGUGGUCUGCCCAACAAAAAGGAAAUGGAGAGGAAGAAGAAGUGUGAGUUAGGAGGAACUAUUUUGUAAUUUUUUUCUGUUCUUUUUUGGCUGUGAAUUAGUGGUAGCGCAUUAAUUUUCAAUUUUUAGCAUUUACUGUCGAGAAAGAAAUAUGAAAUAUCUACCCAUGUAUGCCAGUGCCAGUGCCAAUAUUAUUCUUUUUCUACGAUACCA